Lachancea nothofagi CBS 11611 is the source of this 816-nucleotide messenger RNA. The record is from the annotation of a GenBank genome assembly. NCBI's taxonomy places the organism in Eukaryota, Fungi, Ascomycota, Saccharomycetes, Saccharomycetales, Saccharomycetaceae.
AUGAAAGCUUACAUUCUUUGCUGUGCACUAUUCACUCUGAUAUGCACUUCUUCAGCGACGCUGGAGUUCGAUCGGACUUUUCAAUCGCUCAGAGAGCGGGCGAUGCCAACUCUUACCGCUAGUUCAACAUCCGCUUCCCCAUCAGCUGGAAGCAACUCAACAAUCACGUCCUCGUAUCGUGCUACCUUCACUCCGUUGGUGCCCGGCACUGUAGGCAACAGCAAUAUUCAAAGAACCGUCUACCCCAGCGGGACGGUGUUCGUCAUCGUUGGGUCGAUAAUGGGCUUUGUGGGGGUAGUUAUCCUCGUCACUUGGAUUUCUUUGGCAGUGAAAGCUUGGUGCAGCGCGCGCCGUGAGUACAAGUCGCAGGCAGCGCAGACAAUGUACCAAGCAGAUCCUUUCAUGUUCCACUCGAACGAUUCUGAUACUGAAUACUCUGACGGUUCGGACCACAGUGACGUUUCAGAAAAGGUCCUUAAAACAAGAGGUUCUACACGGCCCAGUAUAUAUUCCCUCGGGUCUCAGUCCACCCUAAACCUGCUGCAAAGAGGAACACAGACUGGGGCUGUGGCUUCGAGUGCUCAUAGGAACUCCAUGUUCAUUUCUCCAACUGAAAUCAUGAAAAACACAACAAAUGGCAAAAGCAUCUUGUCUCUAGGCACGCCAACAUCUGAGCAAUCCAAUUUCUCAAGCCCGGUGCAGAAUACUGAAAUUUUAGGAAAAGCUGAUCCACUAUAUCAGCUUGUAUACGGCGAGCAGCGCUCAUAUAGACCGCCCAGCGUCCAUCUGGAAAAGAUGUUUGAUGAUGAUUUGUAG